GCGUCCAGUCAGCGUCAACUUGCUGACCUCGCGGGUUGUAAACCUCAUCCGCCCGUGGUCAAAACCUGUCGAACCGGCCAGCGUGUCCUGUAGACACGGACAACAAACUACAGCAUGACGAUAGCGGGGAUAACAGAGACACCUGAGACCGGCAGCGUUUGGGCAGAGCAGUCCUUUAGGAAGUGGUAGAGGAUGAAGAAUUGAUCUGUCCUCACAGUUAUGUGAGGGUCCCGGUGGGAUGACGGUCACUCAAGAGAACAAAAUGGACUGGAUGCAUCAGCGGUGUCACAAGGAUACGAUGUCGAAGUCGCGACUUUUGCUCAUUUGUGGGACGAUGAUACUGACCAUCACACUGUACCCAAUGCUGAGGAUGCUGGGGGUUCAGCUUCAUGCUGCACUGAGUGGGAGUUACGUGGCUGGACACCACUCCAUAUUGCUCAUCAACUGUCCUACUGAGCAAGUGGCUAAAGAUAUUGGCAGACACAUCAUGGAGAAAAGGAUGGCGGCAUGUGUGAAUAUUCUUCCCCACACCUCCACCAUGUACUACUGGAAAGGAGAGAUUCGGGACGCUUCGGAAAUACUGCUGCUGGUGAGGACCAGAACAUCUCUGAUUCAGAGACUCACUGAAUUUGUAACAGCUAUGCAUCCAUAUGAAAUUCCAGAAAUCAUCAGUUUUCCUAUUGAAGAUGGAAGUCUGUCCUACUUGAAGUGGAUGGAUGUUGCAGUUCCUGAGGUAUGACCAGUCCAUAUCCACUGUGCAGUGAAAUGCACUCCUAUUGGAUGAAGAACUGAAUGUUCAGUGGCUUUGAUUACAGGGAUGGGGAGGCAUGAGACCCCCCCCCCAGUCUGUUCACAGUCCUUCGAGAGUAUUUUACAUAAGAUGGAAAAAAAAAUAAGUGAUGACCAAAACAACUUUGAUUUGAUUUCUGAAAACUUGUAGUUGAAAUGUUUGAAUUUUGAACAAAUUCCAGUAUAGAGAAGUUCUUGUAUUUUGUCUCAGAGAAGAUGUUCAGACUUUCAGACUCGUGACAUACCGAGUGAGGACUUGGUCACAGGAGAUAUAAGUGCCUAGCGGUGACUAUAAUGGUACAAACAAGAAAACAAAGGAAAUGUCAAAACAUAAAGCAUUCAUGAAUGGAAUACUGACUCGGAACUAAAGAACACCUAACACAGCAGGUUCCGCUGGUAUAAAACAAGGUUCCUGAUGACCCUUAAAGUCUUAUGAAGUCUUAAAAUAGAUUUUAAAUAUGUAAGUUAAUAAAAUGUCCUCUUUUUUACUCUUAGAGGUAUUCGAUUUGAACAUGUUGAAGAGGGUAAUUGUGUAAUAUAAAUGAAACUAAUUCUGAAUAGCAAGCCAACCAAAACUAUCCAGCUGAAAGCAGACCUGUGGUCAGAAGUGACUGCUAAUGAAGGCAGAGAUGACAGCAGAACUGAUAAAGUCGAACACACUGAAAAGACUCAGCGUGUUUAUCCAUGUUAGAUUUUAAACAAGUUUGUUUGAAUAAAAUGCACAUUUAUAUGUGCCAUGUUUGAGUUU
Molecule: messenger RNA, 1537 nt
Organism: Colossoma macropomum (tambaqui)
Lineage: Eukaryota; Metazoa; Chordata; Actinopteri; Characiformes; Serrasalmidae
Product: protein CutA homolog
Exons: 6
Coding region: 239-739 (166 amino acids)
Biological process (GO): response to metal ion
Molecular function (GO): copper ion binding
Source: RefSeq, a predicted model, not a curated record